This is a messenger RNA of Sporothrix brasiliensis 5110, 1161 nucleotides long. Its product is annotated as bzip transcription factor. Gene Ontology annotation, molecular function: DNA-binding transcription activator activity, RNA polymerase II-specific; transcription cis-regulatory region binding. The coding region runs from base 1 to 1161 and encodes 386 amino acids. The transcript is spliced from 3 exons. NCBI's taxonomy places the organism in Eukaryota, Fungi, Ascomycota, Sordariomycetes, Ophiostomatales, Ophiostomataceae. Gene Ontology annotation, cellular component: RNA polymerase II transcription regulator complex. The record is from RefSeq and is a predicted model, not a curated record.
AUGGACUACACGCACCAGUUCUUUGCGGGCAACCAGCCCUUCCAGCACCAGUUCAUCGGUAUUCCCCCGGUUACCCCGUCCCACUCCAAUUCUGCCACCUCCGACGACUACGCGACAACAUCACCACCGUUAUAUUCCAGCAUCAUGAAGGACGAGGGCGAGGGCUUUCAUGAGUUUGCCAACGAACAUUUCCCGGCGUUUGAGAAUUAUGGGGUCCAGUUUGCGCCGCAGCAGCCCAUCUUUCCCGGCCCACCGACGCCGCCGGGGCAGUCUAUAUCGCUUAGCGCCGUCCAUGGCGGCCAGCAACAGCCGCCUCCGCCACAGCAGCAUGCCCCGGUGACAUCCGUGCCCGCUACGGGUCCAUUAGCACCCACCUCGGCCAUGGUCAUUGACCAGGAUAUCCUGUCGACGAAACCCGACCUGGGCAUGACCGACGACAUUCAGCAACAGCAGGAGCAAAGCCGCAGGGGCGGCUCAAACUCUGACGAUGACGAGAUGACACCAGCACAGUCACGGCGGAAAGCCCAAAACCGAGCAGCGUACGUCCUAUAUGUUUCUCCGCUGUCCCGGAACGAUGUAUUGUUGAAGGAGAUAUGCAUGCUAAUGUUCACUGAAAAUAGGCAGCGCGCAUUCCGUGAACGAAAAGAACGCCAUGUUAAGGACCUCGAAACCAAACUCGCAAACCUUGAGGCCUCGCAGAAUAAGGCCGUUUCGGAGAACGAGAAGCUGAAGCGAGAUCUGCAAAAGGUCAGCACGGAAAAUGAGAUUCUGCGCGCAACAUCUUCUCUGCAGGCUGCUGCUGCGGCCGCCGGCCCAUCACCGGGAAGCGAUGGCGUCGGGGGCCCGAUCCUAACGACCGGUCCGAUGACAUACAACCCGACCGAUUUUUACACCGACCUUCUGUCCAAUCACGAUAUCAAGACGCCGAGCCACCGUAUUGCUACAUCUGACUCGGGCGAGCGUCUCUUGGGUGCUGGUGCGACGUGGGAUCUGAUUAUUGGCCACGAGUCCUUCAAGCGCGGCUUGAUUGACGUGGCUGAUAUCAGCAAUCGGCUUAAGAACCAAGCAAAGUGUGACGGACAGGGUCCUGUUUUUGAAGAGCGUGCCAUUUUGAAUGCCAUCGAGCAGAGCGUUGGAAGCGGCAGCGACUCCCUCCUCUGA